This is a messenger RNA of Sphaerodactylus townsendi, 4368 nucleotides long. RefSeq names its product Kruppel like factor 13 (gene KLF13). The record is from RefSeq and is a predicted model, not a curated record. Gene Ontology annotation, molecular function: RNA polymerase II cis-regulatory region sequence-specific DNA binding; DNA-binding transcription factor activity, RNA polymerase II-specific. NCBI's taxonomy places the organism in Eukaryota, Metazoa, Chordata, Lepidosauria, Squamata, Sphaerodactylidae. Gene Ontology annotation, biological process: regulation of transcription by RNA polymerase II. The transcript has 2 exons. The coding region runs from base 527 to 1348 and encodes 273 amino acids.
UCUGGUUCCCUCCUCCCUGCCUGCCUGCCUGCCUCGUUCGGUGGCGGCAGCAGCAGCAGCAGCUGAAGCCUCCGUCUGCUGCUCAACCUGACCAGCCCAGGAUGCGGCUGCUCCGUGACAUCACGCCCAGAUGUUUGGCAGAGCCACGCACACGCACGCCCCGCGCACUGGGGUCUGGAACCGUCUGAGGCGCGGCGAUCGGACGAGCUCGGUUCCACCGUCAGCAUGCGCCGGGAAGGCUGGGAAGGCUGCUGGCUGCUUAUCUUAGACGGCUGUCGUUAAUUCUGUUCCGAGCAACAAGCUGUUCCGGAUGGGGUUUUGCGUUGCUUUCGCCUCGAGUUGCCGGAUGCUUUUUCCUCUUGAGAAAGAGAGGCGCUGGGUGUGACCCUUUGCUAACAAAGUACUUCGAAGCGGAGCGUGUGGAGAUCUACAGGUGUUUGUCAGCCUCUCUCUCUCUGUGUGUGUGUUUUUUUAAAGUGAGCACAAAAGGAAAAUUGCCGUUGAUACACCGAGAGAGGUGUGAAAAAUGGCAACCGCCGCCUACUUUGCGGCCGAGUGCCUUGUUUCGAUGUCCAGUCGGGCCAUCAUCCACGGUCCGGCAGAGCCAAGCCUUCAGCCGGCGCCGCUCGCCAUCUCGGCCCGGGACAAGAAAUGCGAAGGGAAAGACGGUGGAAGAGACAGCGCCGGUGGGAGUUCUGUCUAUGCGGUGGCUAGCAUUUUAGCAGACUUAAACCAGCACGUUCCAAAGCCUUCAUCCCCUCAGCCGGAGAAACCAGAGAGCGCCGGCAGAGGGGUGAGACAAAACCCGUCGCUCCCCUGCGAAAAGUUUGGGGAAGAAAGUAUCUUGCCGGCCGGCAUACACGGAGGAGCGAAAGCGGCCACACCUACCAUCUUGGCAGCAACCAACGCACCGAGCGUGAAACAAAGGAGCAGGAGAGGGCGAUGCCGGCCUGACCCUGAAUUACCUCAGAAAAAGCAUAAAUGCCACUAUGAGGGGUGCGAAAAGAUUUACGGCAAGUCUUCUCACCUGAAAGCUCACCUGAGGACCCACACAGGUGAGAAGCCUUUCGAAUGCAGCUGGGAAGACUGCAACAAGAAGUUUGCGCGUUCCGACGAGCUGGCGCGGCACUUUCGCACCCACACCGGGGAGAAGAAGUUCGGCUGCCCUCUCUGCCAGAAGCGCUUCAUGCGCAGCGACCACCUCACGAAGCACGCCCGCCGGCACGCCAACUUCCACCCCAGCAUGCUCAAGCGGAGGAGCGGGAGCAGUUCUCUGGCGGGCUCUGUGAGCGACUACAGCCGCUCGGAUGCUUCCAGCCCCACCAUCAGCCCUGCCAGCUCCCCGUAGGCCUUCCUGCACUGGAUUCCAGCACUUUGCUCUUAUGGUUAUACAUAUUUUUUGGAGUUUUUAAUUCGCAUUGAGCACACCGCUUCUUUUUUAAAACACCCUCUUUUGCUCCAUUUUUCAAAACAUUGCGUGUAGUCUGCAAUUCUGCAAUCCCCAGCAAAGAUCCUUCGCCACGGCCGAGCAGACAAGUAGAACUAAAUCUGCACAUUAUCUCUGCCGGCAACUUUGGUGGGUUAAUAUUUCUGGGGACGGAGGAUUCCCCCCUUCCUCUUCUAAAGCCUUAACAAGAUGCUCUCAUGGAUAGUUUAUAAUUUAAACGGGAAAAAAACCCACGGCGUUUGCUCGAGCGGCGAAGCAAAUUUCGUUUGAACAGACUGUACAAUCGAGCGCUAAAGAACGCAUUCAUCCGGGUCCGAUUUUUUCCCCGCCCUCUUCUUCUCAUCUUUCUCAGGGAUACAUAUUUAUGUGACGCUGUAAGUACGUUGGAGACACGCCUCCCUAAACAGAUCUGCACUCAAAACAUUUGUGUUGAGGGUUUGUUUCCCUCCGCACGGGCUGAGGAGGAAAGCAGUCCCGGACGCUGUGCUCGCAGAACUUGGUUUCACCGUUUGCUACAAAUAUACAAGGUGGGGAAGGAAAAAUUGGAGCGCAAGAGGGCAUGACCCAUGCCGCUUCAUUCCAUUUUUCUUUAUCGCCGAAAGCCAUUUCAUACUGAGAUGAUUCUACCACACCAGCUUCCUGCUGUAAAAGAGUUUUUCUACAAAGUUGUUGGGUUUUUAAAGAGAAAACUUUGGAGGGUGGGGUGGUAAGGUUCUUUUUUUUUAAUGAGAUGCCUUAAUCGUUGUCAUUUUUAAUAGAGGGGAAUGUAUUUACACUGAAGAACAGAUUAUUUAAAGAAUACAGUUGUAGGACCAUGCUUUUGAGGCAUUACAACUCCUGGCCCGACCGGAAGUUCUGCUGUGCCGGCCCCACUGAUAUGGAUGGGGGUCUUAGGAAAGGCCUUCCUUGAAGAUGGGUCUCUGUAUCCUCAAGUCUCUGAGCUGCUUCUCUAUCCCACAACAAACAAACAGAAAGAGCAAGCCGCACAGAACUUGAUCGACUUGAACUGCUUCUGCUUACAAAAUAUGCAAAACUGGGGGAGGGGGGGGGGAAACCGUGUGUCUGAAUUCAUCAAAACUUUAUCGAGGUACUCGUCUGCCCUAAAGUGGCUGGAUUCCGGUAAGCCGAACAUCCCCUUCCCGAGCAGAAACCAUCGUUUCGAUAUCGCGACCGUAGCUACAAGCUGUCAAAUCAAACCCGAGUAGUCGUAAUCGCAAAAUGUUUUCUUACUGGAAAAAAAAGAGAGAGAGGAAAACCCGCAUCUGGAAAGUGUUACAAAACAUGGUGUUUAGAGCAACAGUACUUCACAUUUCUCCUACAUCCUUAGCGUUGUGUGCAUGGUGUUUCUGGAUAUGAGAACUUCCCUCCCUAGAAGGUCCCUAGGUAUGGAUUCCAAUCUUCCCGGCUGCUUCAGCAGGGCUCUCACCUUGCCGCAAGCCUCGUCCUAACACCUCUAGGUCUGGGAGUGUCCAAGACAACCACUCCCACCUGCAGAGGGGCAGGCCGGUGUUGGUCACCUGAUAUGGUAGCCUACCUUCAAAAGCAUGACGGCCAAUUCAAAGAUAAUCAUCCAAAUGCAGCAAGAUCUGAGCACACAAGCUGAUUUAGAUGUUUAUCUCGAUGCUUACUGAAUUGGUUUGGGAAACAUGCAUAUUUUUUUUCAUGCAAAGGGGAACGUGGCAUCUUUCCCUGUGCUUGACCAAGUUGCUUGUGGCUAUUGCUGGAUCAGGCCCAAGAUGUGCAACUUCUAGGGUGGCCAACUGGAGUUCUCCCAAAAUCACAUCAGAUCUCAGACGACAGAGAUCGGUUUCCCUUGCAGAAAAUGGCGGCUCCGGAGGGCGGAGUUUGUGGAAUUAUAUCUCGCUGAGGUCUCCCUCUUCCUCAAACCCGGCCCUCGCUAGGCUCCACCCUAAAAUCUACAGGUAUUCCCCAACCUCGUACUAGCAACCCUAGAUGCCUUAACUAGGAACGGGUCUCUACUUUACAAAUCUGGCGAAGGGAAACGUUGAGAGAUUUUGGAGAUCUCAUUAUUGUUGGAUCGCCAGGUUCGGAUGCUGCAUACUAAAGAUUUCAGGUGCUUCUCUUUAUGAUCAUAUUCCAUUUUUUAAAAAGAAUAUAUAUUACUGUAAGUGAUAAAUGCAGUCAACUGUAGCACAGUAAAAGAGACUCUGUAAUCCCAUAACUGCUGUUUACUCCCCUCUACAUUCCAAAGUGUCUUAACCAAGAUUUCAUUGCUUUGCGGUGAAUUCCGUUUUGCCAGCUUAUUAUCUUUUUUUUAAUGUACUGUAUAUUAACCGUCAGAGAAAAAACAAUAUGUCAUCAAUAUGCAAUUAGUUUCUAGGUACAUGCAAAUAUUGUUCCAAGAAUCGGGCACUCUCUGUACUGUAUCACCCUCUACCCCGUAAACAAAGGUCAACGCGUAGAUAAUUCAGUAUUUUAUGGGCAUCAGUUUCAAAGUUCACCUUCAGAGGUAGACUUCCCACUAGCUAUAAAAUGAGCUAAGUAGAACUUGCCGGGGUGGAUUUACAACUGGGUAUUGAAAGAAAGGACUAGUUUAGUACCAUUACCAGAGGACAAAGUUCCUCUGUUGAGUCACCAGACGUUUGUAAGCUUGAAGAAAGCCAUGACAUCCUGUUCCCAAAACUAAAACAAUAAGAUUCGUAGGGGCGCCCAACUAGAGGGAUUUUGAAGGCUACCUGAACAGCAAAAUUCACAUUCUAAACAAAAUGGUAGCGGCUGUACCUGGAGACGUGGUCAACAGGGGAGGGCAAAGAACCCAAGACCACUAGCAAAGGAGCAGUUGCUUCCUCCAGGCCUUAGGAACGUACCCUGUUUCCCUGAAUAUAAGACAUCCCCGGAAAAUAAGACGUACUAGAGGUUUUGCUGAAGUGCGAAAUAUAAGGCAUCCCCUGAAAGUUAGA